CUCUUUAUAUAAACACCCACCACUGUUCUUCAAAGCCUCACAAACUGAGGGUUGGUGGGUGCCACGUCUUGAGCCACCGAAGUCAUUCUUGGCAUUCCGGUACAAUGGCCUCAAGCGCCGCCGCAGACGGGCUCUUUCGACCUAUCUACGAGGGCAGCAUCUCCGCCUACGACAACGACGUAGAGCGCCGCCCCUAUCACCGCAACUGCAGCUGCGCGCUCCACAGCAAGUCUGGCCGCGGCAAACCCUGCCGGAACAAAUCGCAGCGCUGCAACAGCGUUUCAUAUCCCAUGAGGCGGGCCUGGAGCGAAGGGAGCUUGCUCUUGUCGACCUCCGCGCAUUCCUCUCCCUCUUCCUCCCCCGCCGCGCCCAGGCCUCAACACGAAGAAGAGGGACAUAGUCACAAAUUAGAGGUUUUAUUUGAGAUGUAAUGUAAUCAUUAACCACCCUCUUUUUGAUAAAAAAUAACUCUUUUUCUUUUGUUUCCUCUUUUCAUUUUCGAAUAAUAUGAGUCCUUUUCGAUUAAGGUCUUGGUAAUACUUUUAAGUAAAGUGGAAUCAUUUGUUCAAGGUUGUCGUGGGUUUGUAUUCAUUUAUAUGCCAUUUUGCUUCUGGGGAUUCCUGAUCAAUUUGGUAGGUUCUGAAUCCCACUAUCAAGUUCUUGUAAGGAAGCUAAUUAUUUUUUAUUAAUAUAUUGAUCUUUUAGUGUAUA
Vigna angularis (adzuki bean) is the source of this 711-nucleotide messenger RNA. RefSeq lists its product as uncharacterized. The transcript has a single exon. Bases 105 to 431 code for a protein of 108 amino acids. The record is from RefSeq and is a predicted model, not a curated record. NCBI's taxonomy places the organism in Eukaryota, Viridiplantae, Streptophyta, Magnoliopsida, Fabales, Fabaceae.